This is a messenger RNA of Pelagomonas calceolata, 786 nucleotides long. The record is from the annotation of a GenBank genome assembly. NCBI's taxonomy places the organism in Eukaryota, Pelagophyceae, Pelagomonadales, Pelagomonadaceae.
AUGCUGUCCGCCACCAAGGUCCCGGGCGAGUCGACGAGCAUCCGCGUCUCGCCGGCUUCCGCGUCCAAUCCCAUGGACGUCAUGGCAGGCGACGCGUUCCGACAGUUCUUCUCCACAGACGUACGAGGGAAAGCGCCGCUUGGUUUCGCAGCCUUUUUCAUGGACUGCGCCUUGCUUCCACCCGAGCGACGGUCCCAUCGGCUGUGGCUCGUCGGGGAGGUUUGUUGCGUUUUCGCCGGGCUGAUGUUGUUUUUUGCGUCAACGGUGCCAGACCUCGAAGCGACCGAUAACCUCGGAGUCGUAGCCACCUGCAUCGGAUCCUUCGCCGUGCUGGGGCUCGUCGUCGCGUGUAUUUUUUCGGCGAGCAAUGUAAUGAUGUGCUCGACGCCGGACCUGACGUGUUGUUACGUCGGCUGCAAGAUGAUGGGGUGGGCAAUGUUCUACCUCCUCAAUGGAACCAUACUCACGUUUGCGGCGUUCGUUUUGCACUCGUUGGCCAGGGCGAACGGGGCAGUUCUCGGGUGGAUAGUUUGCGGCAUGGGCAUAGCGCUAUUCGUGAGUGUGAACGUCUUCUGCGCAACAACCAUGAUCGCUUUCUUUCCGCUGCCCCAGUAUCACCAGCAGGCAUGGUAUUACCAGGCCUUCGGGCCAAACCUCGUGCUCAGCAACUGGAUCAUGGGUCGAAGGAGCGUGCGGGAAGGGGCAGACAUCCAGCUCGCCAAGAUGCUCGCGGGACCCAUACCCGACGACCUGCGCUUGGUCCUCGACGGCGGCCCAGGAGUGUAA